This is a messenger RNA of Bacillus rossius redtenbacheri, 11464 nucleotides long. It is a transcript of the gene Rif1, whose product is annotated as telomere-associated protein RIF1. The coding region runs from base 211 to 9765 and encodes 3184 amino acids. Gene Ontology annotation, cellular component: nucleus. Gene Ontology annotation, biological process: telomere maintenance. The transcript has 15 exons. NCBI's taxonomy places the organism in Eukaryota, Metazoa, Arthropoda, Insecta, Phasmatodea, Bacillidae. The record is from RefSeq and is a predicted model, not a curated record.
GUUAAUUUCCCUCCUUUUUCAACAUACAUGAUGUAAUUGUUUGUUUUUUGUUGUUCGGCAAGUGAAGUCAAUUCUUGUGAGCUGUGAGGUGUUGAGCUUGGAAAUAUUUCUCCUGAGUCUACAUUCAUUUUUUUAAUGUUUAUUGUGACGACGAAUGUUACACAGUAAGUUUUUGGUAUAACCAAGCAAUGAUGACACCACAAAAUUAAGAUGACGUCCCUCGAUAUUGGACGCAUAGCGUCCAUUCUGCAAGAUGGUGAGGCGACAGAGGAAGAUAAAUUUUCCCAGUUGAAAGAGCUGAAAAGCUUGCUGUCGGGCCGCGGCGACGCCCUGAUGGACGACACGACGGCGCGGUACCUGUGCCGCUCGCUGCUGGACUGCUCCGACGGCCACAGCUCGCCGGGGCUGGCGGGACAGGCGGUGCUCCUGCUGGGGGAGGCGCUGCGGGCGUCCUGCCCCGGCUGGGGGGCCCCCGCCCGGGCGGAGGUCCUGGGCUCUUGCGCGGAGCGGGUCGCGGGCAUCGUCGAGGCGUGGCGCGGCGAGCCCGGCCGGCUCCAUGCCGCCCACGACCUGCUGCAGGGCCUGGCGGGGCUGGAGGGGGGCCAGGUCUCGGGGUACUUCGCCUCGGCCGAGGGCCACCCCAGGCUCAGGGCCCUCGCGGCCGGCUGCGCGGGUCUCGCCGGGGACGACGACGUGGUGGCGUCCCUGAAGGCGGCCGCCCUGCGGCUGGUGCUCGCGGCGCUGAGGGGCGGCCCCGCCUUCGCCGACCGGCUGCGGCGGGACGCGGACUUCUGGACCCAGCUGCUGUUCCCCUCGCUGUUCUCCCUGAAGAGCUGGCGCGUGCGCUCCGUCGCCGUCGAGAUCUUCAGGGUGCUGGUCUCUCACGACGUGCGUUUCGAACUGACCGCCGGCUGGGAAAACCUCAAGGAGGAUAUCAAAAACAAGUACGUCCCUGUGAUGUUGGACCUGGUAGGCCCUCGAGAGUGGUACGACCUGUGGUGCCUCGUGAUCGACGUGGUCGGGAACGACCUGCUCGACAGCCGCGGCACCCAGGACGUGGCUUCAGUCAAGCUGUUCAACAGCCUGCUCGCGGUGCCCGAGAGGGCGUUCAAGUCCGCCGACCCGGCGAACCGCCUGCUGGCGUUCGACUCCUGGAAGUGGCUGGUGCGGAAGUUCUCGUCCAAGGGCAGCGACUUCGUGAAGAGGAAGCUGAAGCUCCUGAACCAGCCGCUGGCGGUGAGGAACGACAAGACCUCGGCGAUCUACCGCAAGAAGAUAGAGGUCUGGUGGUGCGUGAUCCAGUCAUUGGGGAAAGACGUCCCGUCCUGCCUGGACACGGUCGUCGCCCCGCUCCUCAAGUUCUGCUUCGGGAUCGUCGGCGGCCGGCCCUUCCUCGACUCGAGCGCCCCCGCGCUCACCCCGGAGAAGACCCCCGGGAAGAAAGACGGCUACCUCUCACACUGGAAGCUCGACGAGGCUAACCACCCGACUUUGGUUUUCGUACUCUCGGAACUCCUGGCGGUGGAUCCGUCCUCGACGCGGGUCGACUGUGAGGAUACUCCGAAUAAUCUGUCACGUUUGUCGGUGCCGGUCUUGGACGACCCGAGGGACUUCCUGCGGAUCUCCCGGCUGCUGGUUUUCUCUGUGGGAGAGUGCGUGCUGCUGGUGGCAAGGGCCCGGGAGCCGGGGCGGACGGUGGGGCCCCUGUGGCACGGCUUGCUGCGGCACAUGGGCGCGGCGCUCGCCUGCCCCACGGCCCCCGACGGGCAGGACGCCGCGGCAGAGGCCGUGAAAGACGUGCAGCGCGUGCUGCGCGGGCUGGCGGACCAGGCGGGCACGGUGCCCGGCCUGGCCGCGCUGCUCCUGGGACCCCUGCUGGAGGGUGCGCUGGCUCUGCCCGCAAGCGUGCUGGCGGGCCACGCCUUCGACGCCGGCUCCAGCGACCUCAUGGGCGGCACGCCCGCGCUCUUCCUGGUCGAGCUGCUGCUCUCGCCGUCCCUCCUCGCCGCGCUCGGCACGGACCUGCUGUGCAGGCACGGCGCGCUGAUGACGAGCGUGCUGCGGACGAGCGUGGGCGAAGGCCUGCCGGGCAGCGCGCAGUUCGCGCAGGCGGUGGCGCGCCGGCUGGACGCGGCCGUGCUGGGCGGGGGCCUGGCCGGGACGCACGCCCUGGCGCUGUGGCGGGCGCUGGCCGAGCGGCUCACGGGCUUCGCGGCGGCGGGCGGAGACGCCGGCGACGACCCGGCCUGCCUCCACGCCGUGCUGCUGUUCCCGCUCAGCCAUCACCACCACGUCACUUCGGCGGACCAGGUGGACGAGCUGACGGACGUGUGGGGCCGGCUGUACGGCGCGCUGGCGAGGCAGGUGUACCAGCGCUCGAGCGCGGAGGGGGCCCAGCUGGGGGAGUUCGUGAGCGGCAGGAUCUGCGGGAUCCUCCGGAAGGCGUCGCCGACCGCGCUGCAGCUGGUCGUGCUGGCCUGCUCCCUCCGGGACGUGGUGGACGGCUUCCCGCACUCCAUCCUGGGGCAGGCGCUCUCCAGAGUUCGGUCGACCCCGCUGGCGAAGACCAAGGCAGAGAAGCCCCUGGCGAACAUCAGCGGGAUGCUGCAGGCCGUUUCGAAACUGGUGUCGUGCUUGAGGAGCGCGGAGCCGUGCAGCCGUGCGGCGGCGCUGGCCGCCCACUCGGUGGCAACCCUCUUCAAGCUGGGCUGCCCCGGCAACGCGGAGCCCCUGUUCCUCCAGUUGGCGCCCCUGGCGUUUGCGCUUUUGGAGCUUCCCCCCGGCACGCCGGACCUGACCCGGCAGUCGCGCGGGCUCUGGGCCGCGUGCGCGGAGUUCGUGCUCGCCAACCAGACGUUCCUGGCGCUGCCCCGGGUCUCGGACAGCCUCGUGGCGCUCAUGUCGGCGGCGCUCAAGAACCAUGACCGCCACAUCAAGAAGGACGCCCUGAGUUUCUCCUUCCAGACGGUCCAGGACAUCUUCAGGUCCCGGUCGACCGCCGUCCCGGUGCCGCUGGUGAAGGCCAUCGAGAUCUGCAGCAACGACGACGACCUCCUCCCGGAAGACGUCGGUGAAGACAGCCAGACAAACGUGAAGCCGGUGAAGCUGGCGGGUAGCUUCCUUGCGAGAAUGGGUGGCGGUGACGGCCACCUACCUCAGAACGUGCAAGAGUUGCCGAAAUCUCCUGUGAAAACUCACAAAGAUAAGACACCUGUGAAGAAAGUAGCAGAGGUCACUGUUUUGAAGGGUAGCCCGUCAAAUCCGCUGUCGCUGAAGAAGCGACCGUUGACGGCACGCCAGAGAGAGAUGAUGAAGAAGCGCAGAGACGACAUUCCUGCCCUCUAUGAAGAUCUGACCCAAGACACUCAGGAGGGACAGUUUCUUGACUCACAAGACUCUAUGUCACUGGACACAGUACCUGCGCAAGUAGCGAACCAUGCCCCAUCACAUGAAAGCCUUGCAACUGUUGUGUCACCAAACAAAAGUGCUCCAAACACGUCUCCGGUCAAAGUCGGUUGUGAUGAAGGCAGGAACGUGAAAACUUCCAGCCCAAGUCUGUUGGGAACACGCCAAGACUCGGGAAUUGCAGAAAGAAAGAGCAGUAAAUCACGUGAGAAUAUUCUACAUUUCUUCAAACCGGACACAAAUUUGUGCAAGGAUCCGAUGAACAAAGACUUGGCAGAAUGCAACGGCAUCGAUACCGAGCCGAUAAUGGAAUCAGUUGGUGCAGAAUCGAAAGUAACCCAGGGCUACAGUGUAAUUGCAGAGGAAAAGAGUAAGAAAAAAGGCAAAGGUAAAGUAAAGAAAGGAUCAAUUGAUGAAGGAAAAACUGCCCCAGAUAGCACAAAAUCAGAAGUAGUGCAACCUGUUGUGACUCCUGCCAUGGAAACUGAAUGUGCGAUAGCAAAAUCUUCAUUGGAGACCAGAGUUAUGCAACCAAGUACGGCAGAUGAUGCAGCCGCUUUAAAUGUGACCACACCAACCAAUGUGAAACCAUUGGGCGAUGAUUCUACAACACACGGUAGUUUGCUGCAUUCUUGUCGCAGUAGCACCGAAAACAUCAAGAGUAUCUUGAGCAAUAGCGUGCGUGGUGGCAAUAAUGACACGAAGCUCCAUGAAGCUGUAGCCACAGAGUUGACCAAGUUAUUGAGUGUUAUUUCUCGCCAUAGCAGUUCCCCCACUGCAGAGGUGUCAACAAAGAAAGUGGUUGUGGAAAAAGUGCCAACUGAACAGAUACCAGGUGACUUACUGACUUCCAGUCAAAGCACAGCACCAUCCAUCGUGGUUUCAGAAGAAAAUGUGUUUGUGGAAAAGGAGCCAUCACAGUUACCUGAUGGUCUAUUAUCUUUGAGUCCUCACCUCCCUACAGAGCAAGUACCUGAUGCCGUGUUGAAUUCAACUGUUCGUUGCGCUGGCAAAUCACGUGGUCGGCGUAAAUCGUCACUCCCAAAGAGAAACAACCCUUACGGGAUUAACUUCAAAAACUGCAUGUACGUUUCUAAACCUCUAAGUCCGGGAAAGAAGCUUCGUUCUAGGAAGAUAUCUGUCACUUCUCCUAAAGGUCUGAAAGAAAAAAAACCAUCAAAAAAGAAUGAAAAUGAACGUAACGCCAACCAGCUGUUCGUGAAAUUUGUCGAAAGUAUUGGCUCUGGCAAUGAAAUCAUUGAUCAGAGAAGUGUAUGCAACGGAAUUAUUAAUGGUAUCUCCCAUGUACCGGUGCCGGUUUCUGUAGGUGCCACAAGCGCUGAAACCAUCAGCGGAGAUGAUUCACACAAACGUGAUGCCCUCUGUAAAAGUGAUAUCCGUAAAAAGGUGAUGGAUGAUACUAUCUCAAAUGAGGCACGUGAAACAUGCGAUGACGAAUGUGAUAAAGAUCUGGGGGAAGAUUUCUCAGCAUUGACUAAUGCUUUUGUGUUGGAGCUAAGUAUGUCUGCCGAAAAAAAUAAAAGUAAGGCAGACCCAGAGAUGGGAAGUGGCGACCCUAAAACUGAUUCUUCUGUUGCAAAGGUUAGUGCUGGUAGCCAUGAAGAAUUGACGGUACAGUCCACCUUGUCCUGUGAAGACAGCAAGAAGGUAGAUCUGAAUGCUGUUGGUAGUAGACGCAGUAACAGAAUUUCUAAAGGAAAGCAUUCAGGUCGUCAAUUGUUCCUGUUGGGUAAAUUGCCAUCAUCACCCAAAGCUAAAGCAAAUUCUGAAAACAAGUUAACCAAGUUAAGUGAAUCACAACUUGGAGUCACUGAUAACAGUGAAAUUAAAAGCAGUUCAGAAGGUCGUGAAACUCAGUUGAAUCCCACUGAUGCAUUGCCCGGGCCAACAUAUAAAGUAACUUCAAAGAAACAGAGCAGUAAUAGCAAGGAAACUUGUAGUACGCGUCCAUUGCAAGAAGAUGUCAUUGGAGUGUCGUUCUCAGAAGCAGUAAACCCCAGUCAUGAGGUUGUUGGAGAAAAACCUCACCAUACAGUCAGCAUUGAGGGCAUACAGGAUGAUUUACCGAAAAACGAAACAAAAUCUGAUAAAGGAAGGACCAAUAAUCAGUUUUGCACUGAACCAGUCAACACAAAUAAGAACCCUGCUGUAAUUUCUGGAAAUAGUUUAAAAGGCAAAAGAGUUGGUAGAAAAAGAAAACUGAGUACUUUGUUGGAUGCAUCACAGGAAAUUCCUGAAAAUUUGGUGAAGCUUUGCUCCUCAAAAUUACCCUGUGAUGAGUCUGUGGAGGAUAUUGCCACUUUUAAAAUAAGUAUUUCAUUAUCAGGUAUUGAGCCACAGGUGAGAGCAAGUACUGAUAAGCCAGUAUCGCCCGAGUUACCUGUUGGCAGCCAAGAUAAAAAACGGAAAAAGUUGUCAUCUUGCAGAUACAGUGGAAAAACCAAUGCUGCGUUGCCUGAGAGUUGUUCUCUGAGGGAAGGGGAUAAUUUUUAUGGUAAUAAGAAUUGUGAUGAAACACCUACCAACACAGGUGAGUGUUUGGCCAGUAAAAAAGGUAAAGUAGCUUCUUCUACAAGUGAUGAUGCUGUCUCCAAGUGUGGUUCUGCAAAAAAGAAAACAAAGUCGUUACCAACUGUGGCUAAGAGUAGAAAGAUUACAAAAAAAACAGAAAGUGAGAGAGUAGCUAUUAUGCAAGAAGCUAAUGAAAUUUCUUCAGGAACAGAGCAAUCUACGAAUCGCAAGGAAAAGAAGGAAUGUAACUCUUGUUCAGAUGACGAAAGCAUAGCUUCUUUGAAAGUUACCCUUCAUGGUCAAGGUAAAUCAAAUCUAAUUUUGGGGCGUAAAGAAGCCUCUAGUGAACUACCAGUGAGAGUUGACAGCAGUGCUGAAGUGAUUGAAGGUAGCAAACUAAAAAAGAAUAUUGGUGAAACAGGUAUGGAGGCUAUCCAACGCAAGUCAUCCUUAAAGAAUAACAAAAGUUCUCUGGUUGAGAUCCUUCAGAUACAGUCUCCUACAAAAAAAGGAAUUGAUAAUCAUACUAAUAUAAGUAAAACAAUGGUUCAUUUGUUUGGAAAUAAAAAUAAGCCAAAUUCACCAGUGAAAUCUCAAACGUUAUUUACAACUGAAUGUUUGCAUGAAAGGACACCAAACAAAACGGGACAAAGUGAAAUUGAUAAGGAUUUGAACCAUAAAAAUGGUUUGACCAGAGAUGAAAAUUUUUCACAGGAUCUGGUUGAGAGUUCACAGGAUGUUGGGUUGCAGGAUAUCACCAAGUACCUGAAUUUGAAAAGGUGUUCUGUAUCACUGAAUGGCCUAGCUGUUGUAAACAACAAGAUUAUUGAUCAGGAAAACAAAGCUGUGAUAGCCCUAGCAUCCAACACAUCUUUCAAGCUCUCUCCUACAUACAAUCAAAAUGUAUCUCCAGUUACAUUAGAAAUUGGUAAAGUUUCCCCUGUGUGCAAAAAAAUAAAUUUUGAUAUAGAUACUUGCUCAUCUGUCGACAAAGUGAAUCGCUCAUGUGAUGAAGUUGAAGGUGUGAAUCACUCACCUUGUGAAGAAGAAAAUGACUUAUCUGCAGAAUUUAAUGACCCAUCUGCCAAAGAAGUGAAUGGCAUAUCUGCCGAAGAAGUGAAUGGCAUAUCUGACAAAGAAGUGAAUGGUGUAUCUGACAAAGAAGAGAAUGGUCUAUCUGACGAAGUGAAUAGCGUAGCUGCCAAAGAAGUGAAUGGCCUGUCUGACGAAGAGAAGGGCUCAUCUUCUGAGAAAGUGAAUUGCUCAUCUGUUGAAGUGAACCUCUCACCUGACAAGACAGUCAAUAAUUCCAAUCUCUUUUCUUUUAAGGGUGUUAAUUGUUCUCCAAAAUUUCAAGCAACUGAUAAUAGCUUGAGUACUAAAUUCCAAAAUGGUUGCCCAUUACAAAAGAUUUUAAAAGACUCAAAAAAAAAGAAAAUUUCCCUUAAAAAUACAUCUUAUUCCGUGAUGAAGUCCAAGACGAAAGAUUUGAAGUGUGUCGGCAGUGAAUCGAAAGGUGGAAAUGAAUCGCCGGAAGGCAGUGCGAAGGACGGUGCACGUGGAAUUCUCGACGAGGGCACUGUCACGCCGACGAAGCCGGCGAGCCGGAGCACCAGGAUGCUCAACUCCGUCCAGUCGCUGCUUCGCGGGUCGUGCGUCAGCCUGGGCUCGCAAGGCGGCGCCGCGCGUCGCGAGGGCCUGCCGCCCGCGGGUCCCGACCUCAAGGUCAAGCUGCCGAUCGGGAAGCUCAACGACUCCGUCAGCAUCUUCGUGACCAGGAACGUGGCCGCGACGGACGACGCCGGCGGCGAGCAGGCGUCGUCGGGGUCGCCCGCGAAGAGCACUCCGUUCCCGACGAGGGGGUCCCCGUCCGGCCGACUGCCCUCCCAGCUGCCCCUGUUGAAGAGCCGCACCGCGCACAUCCUCAACAUGUCGAGGGCGGAGCGGAGCGCGGGAGAGGAGCCCGCCCACCAGAGCAAGCCGCUGUCUCCGGACGAUGGCUCCUCGUCGGCUUCGCAUGCCCAUUUGGAGGAAGGCGUGAUAGCGCACAGUCCUGACGGCAAGCUCUGUGUGCGGACCUGGAAGAGGCACACGUACUCCCCGGUCGCAGUCCCUGCGAGCUCCAGUUUGAAGCGGAUGAGAGAGGGCUCGGACGGUACUUCGCCUCCUCCAAAGAAGAAGUCUGUCAGCUUCAGCGAUCCGCCACGCUCCUUGACGCUGGUGUUCAGCAGAGUGAAAGAAGAGGUGGAAAUGGAAGAGUUAAAGAACCUUCGAACAAGAAACCGAGUGUCUAUGUACAGUGGCCUGGGAGGGUUGGCUGUUACAGAUGAUAUGCUACCAUGUCUAGGAAAUGGAGAAGUCUUGCCAACUCAACAGUAUUCGGAAGAGAGCAGUUCCCUGGAUACGCAGGGUUCUCUUAAAAUUGAAAUGGACAGAUUGAUAGCAGAACCGAACAAAAGCCCAUUUUAUGAUCCUCUCAAGAACUGUAACGAACCGAUUGAGCAAAUUGCUGUGCAUUUGGUGCCAAAACUGUGGGCUUGGAAACUGUAUGAGUUUUUUGAGACCGGCAACAUCAAGACGGUGGGGGACCUAGCAUCUUUGCCCACAUGGGUCGUGGAGGAAGGGCAUGGUAGCUUCAUGGAUGCUGGGUUUGUGAGGAAGGCAUUGAGGGACUAUGAGCUGAAGCUGGGGAAAAGUACAACCAGCUUGGAGAAGAUUGCUCAUCCCUUAGCAGACUGUUCACCUCAGACAGAAGGCAUGGAAUCAGCCAAACAAGUGUUGGAUGCAACCAGAUUAUCCGGCAGUGAUGCGGCAUUGUCGGGCAGUGUCAGCUCUUCAGUGGACGGUGGCCUUCCCGCCUUACCGGACAGUUCCGAAGAUGCCAGUGUGAUUAAAACUUCAGACGAUUGUGGACCCGUCUCCUCUGACUCUCGUGGACGCUCUGCCUUGUCGGAAGCCGGUGGGCAAGUUUGUGAGCCAAUGGAUACAGGUGCCGAUGGAUCUGCGUGUAAUCCUGCCGAGUCGGGUGGGGGAGCCAUGGAAUGUGAUAUGACCUCGUCAGCUACUGGUGGAUUCUCGUGUGAUUCAGCCACGUCGAAUGCUGACGGAUCCUCGGUUUGUGAUCUGGGCUUGCCAGAUUGUGGUGCAUCCGUGGUGUCUCGUCCGGACACGACGUCUGGUACGGUAGCGUCCGAUGCUGGCGGGUCCCUGUGUGAUCCGGUUUCAGAUGCGGGUGGAUCCACCAUAGUUGGUACUGCCUUGCCAAACAACGGUGGACCUGCCGUGUCGGACCGUGAUGGCCCUACCUCGUCAGAUGUAGGAACUGCCAUGCCGGUUAGUGACAAUACUGACCCGUUGGUUACUGUUGGACUGGCCUCGUCUGACCACGAUGGAGCCAUUUCGCCAGACAGUCGCGACUGCGCUGCAUCGAACAGCCUCGACGUUGCUCCAGGCGGUGGCGAAGUUUCGCCAGCGUGCUCACGUAGUGCUUCAGCGUUGCCAGAAAGUGCCAGCCCUGUUUUGUCACCCUGCGAUGAUCUCAAUCCAUCGGCGACUGACGAAAAGAAGAACAGUAGUGACGCCUUUUCAGAAACUGCUGAGCUUAACUCUUCAUGUGACAAUGAAAUUGUCCUGUCACUCACUCCAGAGACAUCACCUGCAUCAACUAAAAGCAGAUGGGCGAGGCCGGAGUCCCCGGGCCCGCUGGAGAGAGCUCUGGAGGCCCUGAGGAGUGUCCCCAGGGAGCUGCUACGUCGGCGGGCGGGGGACGUGUUGGUCGCAGUGGGCGAGGUGCUGAGCUCGCUGGGCCGGGAGCUGAAUCUCCGCUGACUUCCCCCCCCCCCCCCACGAGCCAUGUCGGUUGUUUCACCUUCUUGUUACCUCUGUCAUUUGACGGCCAUUCUGUAAGUUGAUCUUGAUAGAUUUCUUGAAUUUUACGUCCUGUUCCUCAAUAUAUACAUACUAACAGCUGUGAAAAGUCGCUCAAAUGUUCAUAAUUGUGAUCACUUGUCGAACCUUUUACAGCUCAAAAAUAACGUACGGUAAACAAUGAGAUUUUGUUAAACCUAACAACAAAUGCAAUAAAUCCCCACAAUCAAUAGUAAUGGCAAGAAAAUGAAAUAUCCAACUCUAGUGUGUGCGAGUUCUUGCGUGUGUGCACGUAUGAUUCUGGCUCACAAACAGUUUAAAAGACCAUGGUUCUGUGUUAAUGAGUUCCCCCCCCCCCUCCCCUCCCAACCACAUUUUUUUCCCCUUCUUCCAAGUGCAAUUUCAGCAGCUUUAAGUACAGCUUUCGUUUCAUUUUUAACGACUCGACAAGUGUUAGGACCGUAGUUUUGAACAAUGAUUUACGUCGCCAUGCAAGUACCAAUGUAAUAAUGUGGACAGUUGUUGUUUGUUAAUGUAAAAUAAUCUGUAUUUUUCCCCAGGCUCUAACUUGGUCUGGGGAUAUAUCAUUUAUGCCCUGCUGUAAUGCCAAAAAUGUGGAUAUAAAAUUAGAAAUUUAAACUUAGCACAAAUAAUGAAAAAAAAAAAUUCUAAAGUUGGGGGUCUUAUCCCUGUUACUGCAGUUUUUUUUUUUUUUUUAACUUGAGUGGAUACUUGCCAAUUAAGAUUUUGAAGUUUUGCACUUUAAUAUACAUAAGUACAAUAUGUACAUAUUGUACUUUGCUAAAAUAAUAUUGUAUUAUAAAUAAAAUAAAACCUAGAAUGGCUUCCCCAUGAUAAAUUUAAACUGUGUAAGCAAAAUAUCAUGCUUUAAUAUCAAAAGGAUGAACAGCCAGUGCUUUUAUAAAUGUUCAUAGCAUGUAAAUAAUGAUGUUGAUGUUUGGAAAGUUUUUGCAGUUGCAUAGUCGAAUGCAGUUUUUAAUCUCAGUUGACUAUGAAGAUGCAGGAAGAUGUGAUUUUGAACAGUAAAUCUAUCUGCCAUUUAAAUACAACUGUAAUAUUUUCAUGUUUUGAAGUUUUAGUUUACAAUUUUGUUUUUAACAAGCUAUGAAACAUUUUGGAAACGAUUCGUAAAUGUUAUUAUUAGUACUUUUAGGCUGUGUAAGAAAUAUACAUUUUUUUUUAAGUAUUUGACUAGUUGAGACAAAGGUAACACUUGUACUUUUAUAUAUGUGUGUGUAUAUAUUACAUCUUUUAUAUUAGAGGUCACAUGCUAUUUCUUUUUCAUCAUGGAUAGAUAAAUUUUUUAUUUAGAAUCUCAUUUAUCAGACCAAAGGAAAAUGCUGUCUAAGAAUCACCUAUAUUUUACACCCUUCAGGGUACCAGAAAAAAAAUCCAGAAAACAGAAGAGUGUAAAAAUAGUGUUAAUGUGCAACAUGUUGGUACAUGUUUUUACUAUUUAUGGGCUGUUAGCAUGCACAUUCUAAACACAGUUUACCAUCACUGGUGUUAAUAUUGAAAUUGGAAAUUGUUGUACUACUAUUCCCUAGACCACUUAGUUAUUAUUUGAUUUUGUAUGGAACUGUACAGUCUUAUGUCACAGUGUAUGUAAUAGUAAAAUAAUAAAUGAGUGGGUAUGUUU